Molecule: messenger RNA, 468 nt
Organism: Neltuma alba
Lineage: Eukaryota; Viridiplantae; Streptophyta; Magnoliopsida; Fabales; Fabaceae
Product: agamous-like MADS-box protein AGL80
Exons: 1
Coding region: 1-468 (155 amino acids)
Biological process (GO): positive regulation of transcription by RNA polymerase II
Molecular function (GO): protein dimerization activity; DNA-binding transcription factor activity, RNA polymerase II-specific; RNA polymerase II cis-regulatory region sequence-specific DNA binding
Source: RefSeq, a predicted model, not a curated record
AUGACCAGGAACAAAGUGCCUCUUGCAUAUCUCCCGAGCGACGCUGCAAGGAAGACAACAUAUAAGAAAAGGAUGAAGGGUCUUGCGAAAAAGGUGAGUGAAUUAACCAUUCUUUGUGGGAUUGAAGCAUGUGCCAUUGUUUUUAGCCCCUAUGAAUCUAAUCCAAAAGUUUGGCCAAAUUCAAGAGGAGCCCAGCAGGUAAUCGCAAGGUUCCAAAAUGCACCUGCGCCGGAUGAAAAAAGGAAUUUGAACCAGGAGAGUUUUGCUAGGCAAAGGAUUGCCAAAAUUAAUGCACAACUUGAGAAGCAGCGUGAAGAGAAUUGCAAGAAGGUGACAAAGCUAGCUGUAUUCCAGUGUGCUGAAGGGAAGAGUAUGGGUGACGAGAUGAUCGUGGAUCUUGAUGACAUUGAUCGCUUGACCCAGGAGAACAUAAGCAAGAUUAAGAAUAAGAUGGAUGAGUUUAUUUGA